AUGGUCGCCGAGCGGGUCCCCAUGGUCGCGACGGACUCCGGUAGUAAUUCCCAGUCGCGAGGUAUGCCCGGUUUUCGUCGCACACCAGCAGGGAUCGAAUGCUCGGGAUCCGGUCGCUUUCGCUUCAGCCCCGGCCUAGCGAGUCGGGGAAAACUCAAAGGCUGCACAAUUCCGAUACCCGAUGUCGACCCGAGAUCGGUAUACAAAGAAGGCUCAGAUGGCCCUCGUUAUAUUCGGUGGAAGGAUGACCGGAAUAGAGUCAACAAAACACAGAACCCCGGACUUAGCCGGAAGGAGCGGGUAGUCCGGAAUGGAUUGGCCACAGAGAGGGGUCCGGCCAGUGGAGGCAGAGCUCUCGCACAGUCGAUAUCUGUCGCAAACCAGGACGUUAUCCCUAGCUCGGGACAAGAAAUGUAUAGGAACAUGCCUUCUGAGGACCCACGGCCAUCCUCAAUAAUGCAGACGUCUGUUGGGCAGUGGAUCGCACCAGUCGAUUACAGAACCCGCGAAUCAUUCGACUACUUCGCGAAACACGUCGCUCCUGUCAUGGUUGUUCUUGAUAUAUCGAAUGGCUACCGGGACAUUAUCCUGCCCAUGGCUUUUGAAGACAGCCUUCUACAACAGGCCGUUGCUGUUGUGGCCGCGCAGCAUCUUGGCUCCCGACACCCCUCAUGUCGAGCGGCGACCGAGUCCAGCCGGUCGGCAAUAAUAUCUCGCUUACGACGUGAUUCUCAGCUUGGUUCGCCCGAUCUCGUGUUUAAUUCAUCCACUUGGGCAACUCUGAUCGUGCUACUUGUUGGGGAAACCGUCACCGGAAGCUCCGAGUAUAGCCACCUGUUACGGACUCUCCUCACCCUGGCCCAAAACAUGAAAUCCGUCGGAAAUACCGAGCUGAGAGAUUUUCUCACAAAGCAGACGGACAUGUUUGCGUUCCUAGGACAGCCACUUUUGAACGAAAACCUGGGCGCGGAGAGACUUAGAAAUCCGGUUGAUCCAAGUGUCUGGAUGGCUUCGAGAGUUAACGCUGAUUCGCACCAUCACAGGACAUUGUCACUUGUCAGGAAAGUCUUCUCAAAGGGUGCACAGAUAUAUCUUCAGCGUGCGACUACAAGCCAAAGCUCGUGGCAUGUUUUGGAAGAGCUGCGCCAGCUUCUUUGUCAGAUGAGCCCCACGGAGCCAGGUGCCCAUGGCUUCGUAUGGUCAUGCUUCAUUGCAGCAGCGGAUAGCGUAGAUCCCGAGCACAGAGCUUUCUUCAGCGACUAUCUGAAAGGCGUAUAUUCACGAACAAUGUUCGACAAUAUCCCUAAAGCUCUUGACGCCCUACCUGCCAUUUGGGAUCUGCAGGUUGCCGGGUUACCUCCAAUUUGGGCUGAUACACCCGGUAACAGCCCCAGUAAAGGUGGAAUAGUCAACUAUCCGAUCGGACUAAGUGAGCCGAUUACAAAUGUGGGUCACCAUACAUUGACGGCCUCAGGUGUCCAAGAUGCUCGUCUCCACUUUCCAUGUAGAAAGCAAGUUCACUUGGAUGGUUUAAAUUCAAGCUCGGGAGUCCCCGUAAAAAGGACAGAGGGAAUGGCCGGAGGUGCAUGUGAAACGAAGAAAAUCUACAGGAGAGAGGAAAACUCCGAUAGAGCUCGAUCCGCUGCGAGGGCCAGAAAGGUCGCUGCUACGGAUUAUCACGAAGGCCGAGCUGAUAUUAUUUUCUCUCAAGUUCUAUAUAUAACAUUAUAUCCUGCUUCCCACGAUACUGAUGGGAAUCACUACUACCAUACCAUGGGAAAGGACCGACACUUCACAUUGUCAGCCUUCUCGGCAAUUCUCUGCUCUUUUCUCGAUAUUACUCGUAACAUGCGAGGAACCUUACAAUUCUUGUACACUCCACAACAGCUUGAUUCUCCAAAUGCUAAGCUGUGCCUCUUCGCCAGGAAACCAGCUUGUCCAGCUGCUACCCUGAAAGUCUCGUCAUUGACUUCGGACUGCACACCUGUUGACAGGCUUGUUAUUUCUAUUCUCAAUUACCCCUGGCUAUCAGUCACCAAAACCGGACCUUCUGCCCAUGAGUCCAAUAGUUCAAUCCGAUCUCAACCCUUAUCUGAAAAGGGGAGAUCACGCGAUUCCCUCUUUUCUAUGACCCAGCAGGGACUGUCAUCAUACAGUGCAGUUGAAACGACCGCGAGAAUUGGAACACUAGGAACUGACAUUGAAUCAGUGUCUGCCUCGCAGGGACAUAUGAAUGAGAAAGCUCUGAACCAAGGUAUGGCACAGCUUCUACCUGCCCCAAAUAAAAACUUGUCGACAUUCACUAGGCCACAUGAUGUUCAUCUACCAUGGCAAAUCCUGGCUUCUGGUUGUCUGCCCAAUAUUGCGUCUAAUGUGGUUCGGCUCUAG
Molecule: messenger RNA, 2388 nt
Organism: Aspergillus welwitschiae
Lineage: Eukaryota; Fungi; Ascomycota; Eurotiomycetes; Eurotiales; Aspergillaceae
Exons: 13
Coding region: 1-2388 (795 amino acids)
Biological process (GO): positive regulation of transcription by RNA polymerase II
Cellular component (GO): nucleus
Molecular function (GO): transcription cis-regulatory region binding; DNA-binding transcription factor activity
Source: RefSeq, a predicted model, not a curated record